This is a messenger RNA of Naegleria lovaniensis, 1011 nucleotides long. RefSeq lists its product as uncharacterized. The transcript has a single exon. Gene Ontology annotation, molecular function: calcium ion binding. NCBI's taxonomy places the organism in Eukaryota, Heterolobosea, Eutetramitea, Acrasida, Naegleriidae. Bases 1 to 1011 code for a protein of 336 amino acids. The record is from RefSeq and is a predicted model, not a curated record. Gene Ontology annotation, cellular component: myosin II complex.
AUGUUAUCUGCUGCUGAAGAACCUCGUACACCCACUCCGAGUCAUGGUGGGGACAUCCCUUUGAAUGCAUCGGUUGCAAUGGAUGAUCUCAAUGUGAGCGCUAUUCAAAAUUCAUCCAUGAAUGGUUUGGAUGCAUCGGCAAUUUUAGAUCCUUCUCAAUUGGAAUCAACAACAGCAUCAUCAAGAGUGCCUCCAUCCUCCAGCAAUGCAAAUUCAAGACCCAGUACAAGUGCUUCCGUCAUGGGCGGAAAACAAUCAUCCUUGGGUUUUGGAAAGGGAGAGGAACUAAGCCCCGAAACGAUCAAACGAUAUACGGAGGCCUUUAAACUGUAUGAAGCAAAAAAGACGAUAAAACCAGGAAAAGCCCCUGCAGCAGAUGCAGAUGAUGGCAAAACCAAGAAAGAUGGAAAGGAUGCCAAAGCCAAAAAACCAGAUCCUAAAAAAACAAAUUCAAAAGACGCGAAGAAAUCUACUUCGCCACAACCAGAAACUCCACCAACCCCUCCACAACCUCAAAUAACAAUUUUGAAAAAUCAUGUACUUUUAUCAGAUCUCAUUAUUUUAAUGAGGGCUCUAAUGAAAAAUCCGAAAGAGAAAGAUUUACCUAUUUAUUUAAGUGUACUUCCAAACGCUGAAGAAGUGACACAAAGAGGACAAUUAACUUUGGACGAAUUCCUCAAAAUCAUGCAAUUAGCCUCGCUUCCAAACCAAGACGAUCAUUUCAAAAUUCUAGACGCUUUUGAAACCUUUGAUACAUCAAAUUUCCAGGGAACCAUCGAACCUGAAGAACUGAAAAACAUUUUAUUAAAUUUGGGUGAAAGUGAUUUGAUGACUCCGGAGGAAGUUCAGGAAAUAAUUCAACAAUUCACGGACCCUGAAACCAAGAUGAUUCGAUACGACGAUUUUCUAAAAACCUGUCUCUCGAAUACAGACAUUCAUGAUCCUCCACCACCAAAGCCAAAAACCACAAAAAAGAGUUCCAAAGACGGAAAUAAAUCCUCUGCCAAAUAG